UAAUUUUGGGAAGAAAGUCAAUAUAAUCUAUGUCUCAGAAUUCUACGACUAAUGAUAAGCCACAACAAUCAAUAUUUUUUUUCACGCUCAUGGAUUCACUGUGCUGUAUUAAGGAAGCAGAGCUAAGAUGUAUCCGAGUAAUUAGCGGGAGAAAAGAACUACACAAGAACUUAGAAGUAAUGCAGGAUGGUAUCAGAAUGGAUUGCAUGCCUUGAUAAAAGACCAAUAGAUAGAACUGGUGAAGAUGUAGACAUUAUAUUCUCUAAGCUGAAAAGUAUUCCAGCAUUUGAAAAAUUCCAGUCGUCCCUGCUUCAAGAAAUAUGUUGCUAUGGUUACUACGAGGACCUGGACAAAGGAGUAACAUUGUUUAGACAAGGAGAUAUAGGAACAAACUGGUACAUGGUAUUGUCUGGAAGUGUAGAAGUUCUGUAUUCCUCUUCUGGUCAUCCAAGGGAUGAGGUAACAUUAUGCACUUUUGGUGUAGGAAUAUCAUUUGGAGAGUCUAUUUUGACAAACCAACCAAGACAGGCAACAGUUGUAACAAAAGAAUUUACAGAACUUGUUAGAAUUGAACAGAAGGAUUUUAGGAUACUCUGGGAGAGAAAUAAAACAUUAUUAGAAGGUGUGAUCACACCACUAAGUUCACUUACAAGGACAAAUCCUCACAAACAUCAGUAUGAAUUGUCACCACAGAUACCAAGGUCAAGGAAAGGUAGUAGUUCAAAUUUGGAUGAUAAACACAGCAGUCCAGCCUCACCCAUCACUACUAUGCCAUCACAGAAACUUUCUAGAGCAGCCAACAUUUUACGUGCUAUGAUACUGUCAAGAGCUCCUCACAUGAUUCGUGAUAGGAAAUAUCAUUUACGAACAUAUCGCAGAUGCAUGGUUGGUACAGAAAUGGUGGAUUGGUUGUUACAGCAAAGUACUCUGGUGUAUUCUCGUAACCAAGCAGUUGGAAUAUGGCAAGCUCUACUUGAGGAAGGAUUAGUUGUUCAUGUAUGUCAUGAGCACCAAUUCAAGGAUAAAUAUUUAUUCUACCGUUUCCGCCAAGACGAUCAGGGAGUUGGUACUGUACCAUCUCAUAACGACAAGAAAGAAGCUGAAGAAGAAUUGCAGGAUAUUUUGUUGACAUUGGCUCAGAUUGGACCUGACGCAAUGAUGCGAAUGAUUUUACGUAAACUUCCCCAUGAUAGAACCUGUGAAGAUUUGGAGAUCAUCUAUGAAGAACUACUGCACAUCAAAGCACUAUCACAUUUAUCUACAAUGGUCAAGAAAGAACUAGCCAGUGUUCUCAUCUUUGAAUCUCAUGAAAAAGCUGGCACUGUGUUAUUUAAUCAAGGAGAUGAGGGAAAGUCAUGGUAUAUUAUACUUAAAGGAUCAGUAAAUGUUGUUAUAUAUGGAAAGGGUGUGGUAUGCACAUUACAUGAAGGAGAUGAUUUUGGGAAAUUGGCAUUACUGAAUGAUGCACCAAGAGCAGCUACCAUAGUCCUGAGAGAAGACAACUGUCAUUUUUUACGUGUAGAUAAAGAUGACUUCAACAGAAUAUUAAGGGAUGUAGAAGCCAAUACUGUAAGAUUAAAAGAACAUGGACAAGAUGUACUGGUACUGGAGAAAAUACCCACCAACACACCUAAUCCUGAUGGAACAAUUCAGUCACACUUCAAGUAUUCUGUCAUGGCUGGUACAGCAGAGAAGAUGUUAGAAUAUUUACUGGAGACCAGACUGGCAGAAAAUAAAAAUGAAGAUCCAUCAGAUUUUUUCCUGGAAGAUUUUCUGAGGACACAUGUGAUAUUUAUGCCGACAAACAAAUUGUGUGCAGCAUUGCUGUCACAUUACCAUGCCAAAUCCUAUGUUAAUUGUGAUGAAGAGAGUGCCUCAUAUGCCCUUACACAAAGACGAUCAGUCAUACAGUUUGUACAUGAGUGGUUUUCAAUAGGACCAUCUGUGUUCAAAGGAGAGAAGACCAUCAAAGCAUUUUUAGAGGAAUUACAGAGUGCAGUAGAAAAGGAUAUAUUGGUCCUCCAGUCACUGUCACAAGAAUUACAUAUCAUUAAAUCUAUUCUACAGUAUAUUGCUGAUAAAAAAUCUCCAAUAGAAGAUAGGCCUAUUAUAAAAAGAAAAUUCUCACCAUCAAGUGUCUUAGUAACAAAGAAAAGUUCAUCAGUGGACCAAUCAACUUUACCUAAUCUGAGGCAGCCAAUCAAACCAGAUGAUGAAAAUAUUUUCAAAGUUUAUUGUGCAGACCACACAUACAGUACAUUACGUGAUACGAUGGACUGUUCUGUACAGCAGAUUGUUGAGCAGGCCAGAGACAAACUGUGCCUUGGUGAGGACCUUGUAUUAUGUGAGGUCAAAUCAUCUGGUGAACGAGUUGUUUUUAAGAAACAGGAUAUAUGUGUGACCACACGACUCACUAUUAAUGGAUAUUUAUUUAUAUCACCCAGAGAACAUCUUGAUGCUUUGACCCCAUUACCAGAACAAGAAGGACCAACACAUGGUACAGCAAACACAAUAGAACUGAUGAGUACAAAAGAAAUAGCAUAUCACAUGACUUUAUAUGACUGGGAAUUGUUCUCUUGUCUACAAGAGUAUGAAUUGAUUUACAAAGUAUUUGGAGCUCAUCAGUUUAAAAAGAUCACAGCAAACUUAGAGUCAUUCUUAAGAAGAUUCAAUGAAGUACAGUAUUGGAUAGUGACAGAAAUGUUACUUACAUUGAAUGUCAGUAAAAGAGUACAACUUCUAAGGAAAUUCAUCAAAUUAGCAGCUCAUUGUAAGCAGUAUCAGAAUUUGAAUUCCUUCUUUGCUAUAGUGAUGGGUUUAAGUAAUAUUGCUGUCAGUCGUCUUUCACAAACUUGGGAGAAACUGCCUAGCAAGUUCAAGAAAAUGUUUGCCGAUUUUGAAACUUUGAUGGAUCCAUCGAGAAAUCAUCGAGUGUACAGACUUACUGUUGCCAAACUCUCUGCUCCAAUCAUUCCAUUUAUGCCUUUAUUAAUGAAAGAUUUAACCUUCACGCAUGAAGGAAAUAAAACAUAUUUUGAUGGUUUGGUGAACUUUGAAAAAAUGCACAUGAUUGCUCAAACAAUGAGAACAGUGAAUUUUUGUAGAAGUCAUCCAUUAGAAAUUGAAGCACCUUCUACAGCAAAAUCAUCGACAGAAGUUGAAGAAUAUAUCAGGAACUUGAAAGUGAUAGACAAUCAGAGACUUUUAACAAAACAUUCAUACAAGUUGGAGCCCAGACGGACAUGACGAAACUUGAUUUUGAUUAAACUAACGGUGCCAAACGAUUUUCUAUAAUACAUGCAAUACUGCAGGUGUAUUUGAUUGACAUCUAGCAUUUGUCUUUGACAAUCCUGGUGAUUUUAUUAGUGAGAAUAGUGUCAGCACUGAAGAAGCCCUGGUUUGAUACACGUGUAGUGUUAUUUUCUUUACUAAUAAAAAGGAGAUGGAACCAGAGUUAUAAAAUCAUAUGGAUGAAUUGUAAUUUUAUGUGAUACUUAGUCUAAGGAAAUGUUGACAUGCGGAAAUCAUAUAUUCUUUAAGAUCAUAACUGCACAUAUAUCUAAAUAUUAAAAGGUUCUAGAUGCAUUUUAGUAUAUGUUCUUCCAAAGUGCAGAGAAGAAAAUUUUUUAACUUUAUUUGUAUGUGCUACUUACAUUAUAUCUGAAACAGUUUAUGUUGCUGUUUAAUAAUUUCUGAUAAGGGGCAUGUUCCCAUAUAUUGACAGUAAAUAUUUCAAGGAACCUUACUUUUGCAUCAAUGGAAAAAAAAUCUGCGAUAUAUUUGUUUAUCUUUUAAUAAAAGUAUAAUUGACUUCCACUACUUUGGAUGAACAAAUAUUAUAAUUUUUUUUAAUACAACUGAAAAUUCUCUUAAAAAAUAUAGAUCAACACUUCAGUUUCUGUCAUGGAGCCAUUGAAAAUUUGUUUUCAUGUAGAAAGGUGAUAAACUCUUUAAGAUUUAAACAAAAAACUUGUCCAAAAUUGAAUUUCCAAUCAAAAAAGAAUUAGAAAAUCAAAAAAGGUGUGACUUGAAAGGUUGCAACAGAUAUCAUUCUGCUUUUAGUGAUUUUGGUUUCUUACAUGAUUAACACACUUGUAUUUAAUUAAAAACAAAUACUAUUCAUAAACUCAAUUUUUUCAAAAUAUGCUUCCAAUAUCACAUACAUUCAUAUAUAACCACAUGGAAAUUUCAUGUAUUUCAUCCUAUCUUAUUUAUAUAAUACAGAAUGAUUGAAUUGCAUAAUUGAUUUGUCAAAAAGAAAAUUACUCCUAAUUUUGUUUGGAUGAGUUGUUAGUUAUGUAAAUCCAUUGACCCACUGUUACAUGUGUAGUCUUUGUGAUUUAAUUAGAAUUUAAGUAAAAAGGAUAUCAUCUAAUAAAGAAAGAUAAUUCAAUUUUUUCAAAUCAAUGGACUUAGUUGUAAUUUAUACAGCAGCACUGUCUGUUUCGCUGGUGUGUAUAGGACUUUCUGAAAACUCACCUCGGAAGGUCCAACUCUGAUUUUAAAAUUGCAAUUGAAAAUGAAUUUAUAUUUCCAUUGUUGGGAAGUAUACUGGUAUAAGCACAGGUUUGCUGCAGUGCAGAGCAAUGAUGAGACUUAACUUAGAAAACAAUGUGUUACUUUAAUAUACAAACAUUUCCAGCUUUUUUUUAAAGUACAAGUAUAGUGGAAGACAAAAGACAAUAACUUUUUUAUCUAUAUAAACCAAAUAUUAUUUUUAAAUCAUUAAAAACCGCUAUUCAUUGACUCUUCGUUGAGCUACAUUUGCCGUGAAGCAGUUCCACUUGCCCACAAAGGAAAUAACCUACUUCAAAUUAUACUUUUAGAGUAAAAUUCACGACUCCCGAAAUGAGUUUCUGGAAAGACCUAUAAUAGUAUUAUAAGAUACAAAUAUUUAUAACACAUAGAGAUAUAUAUAUGAUACAUUUUUUUUAACCAGAAAAAUUACAAUUGUAUUCAAAAUUGCAUAAACAUUUUGAUAAAGUCUGUAACACAACUGUUAUUUUAAUCGAAUAAAGUUUACAGUGCCUUAUGAUAUUGAUCAAAAGUAAUCAUUUAAUCCAUCAGCAUUAUUUCAUAAUAAAACUUAUGUAAUGAUGCAUGGGAGAAGGUAUGCUAAGGCCACUAAUUUACACUGUGAAACAAGAAUCACAACCUACCUUUAUGUUUGUCUCAGUUAUUAUGUAAUAGAAAUUUGCCUGACAUAUUUUUUUAAACCUUCUACUUGCAUUUAGGAAAAAAUGGCCACAGCCUAAACCAAAAUGGAUUUUGGCCAAAAGAUGUCUUAUUCAAUGUUUUGUGUGUGUGAGUGAAUUAUCAUUUUGUGUAAGGCUGUUGCUCAUAUUUAUUGUUAAUUAAAGAACAUUUUUUUUGUUAAAUGUGACUAUUAUAUUAUAUGUAUUACAUCCCAAAGAUAGAACAAAUACAAUAUCUACUCUAAAGUAUCCAUAUUACAUGUAUAUCAUUGGAAGAAUUUUAUUAUGUUUGCCAUUUCAGGAGCCAGUUAAUUAAUAAUUUGAAUAUUUAUAUUAUUUUGUUUCGUCUGAAAAGUCCAUCAGUGAUGACAAAAAGAUAUAUAUUAUAAAGAAUGGCUAAUUUUCCAUUGUGUAUUGAACAGUGCAUUUGUCAGUGAUUAUUCAGCCUCAAAAUUAUACCUAGGCUGCAAUUCUUUAUGCCAAUGGGUUUAGGCAUGUAACACCAAUUUUGAAUAGAUGCUGUCUUCCAUAAGUUCCAUGGUCGACAGUCGGAGUCAUUGGCAACAACAUUGUGCAAUCACAGUCGACAUUUACAGGAUAUUUGAAAUUAAUUUUGAAGAGUAUUGCAUUAAUAGGAAUAACAGUACUGUAUUUCAAGAGUUGCUGCCGUCAAUUUUGGAUUAUAUUUAAUAUAGUACUGUUAUUCCUUACCUGUAUGAUGGAGGAUUUAGAUUAUAUUCCUUACAGUUGUUACAUUUUCCAAAGUGUAUAUCCUAAACUGUUGAGUGUAUUUUCAAAGGACAUAGAGCAAUGGCAUAUGUCCUCUGAGACAAACCAGUUUUAUAUAUUAAUUCAUAAUCACAAGGUAAAAUGAGGGAGUACAGUAAGAUUGUUAUUUGAUUUAAAGUCUUUUGUGUUCUUUAGUGUAAUCUUAUAACACAAUGGGUCAAUAUAUUAUGGUGCAUUUAUUCAUGUCCAUCUGCUAAAUUAAGAAAGCAACCCCUCCUCUAUAACUCUAGUAUCUGUUUGUUUUCUUUAUUAGGGAUAGGGAUUUGUGAUUUGUGUAUUUUCUUUAUUAGGGAUAAGGGUUUGUGAUUUGUGUAUUUUCUUAAUUAGGGAUGUGUAUUUUCUUUAUUAGGGAUUUGUAUUAUUUUUGUGAUUGUUUGAUUUAUGUUAGAUAUAAUGAAAGUCAUGAGGAUGAUUACUGGAUAAAUGGGAAUUAGUGAUAGACAAAAUAUGCAAUGUUGAGAAUUUUUCCUUUUUGCCAGAGUAAUGGGACUUGAUUAUAGAGUAUUAGUCAGAAUUACACAGAGCAAGCAAGUUUCAGGAAAGUUUUACUAAUUGAAGAAAUUUUUUUUAGCUCAUAAUCACUUUUUGUCGAGCCUGCGACAUUUAUAUCACGAAAGCGAGACAUAGCGAUCCUAGAUUCCGUUAGUGGCGGCAACAUUUAGGUUCAGUCUGUGGUUAAAGUGUUUUUUAGACAUCAAUAACUUUGUCAAACCUUCAUGGAAUUUUAUGAAAUUUGGACAGAAGCUUGCUUAUGACCAAAAUACAGUAUCCAGAACAAAAUUUUUAUUUUUUCGUAUUUAACUGAUAAAUGGACUUCGUUUUUUUACAGUUAACAAGUAGAUACAGUCUGGGGUUAAAGUUUGUUACACAUCAAUUACUUUGUCAAACCUUCAUAGAGUCGUGGCAGAAGCUUUUAAAUGAUUUUAAAAGAGAAAGAUAUAAUGUCAGAAGCAAACCUUUGAAAAUAUAUUUUUUUUUAAUUUUUUUUUUAGUAUUUUUGUGAUAGAUGGACUUCGUUUUUACAGUUAACAUUUACAGUCUGGGAUUAAAUUUUUAUAAAAUUGGUAAACCUUCAUGGAUUGUUAUGAAACUUGAACAGAAGCUAAUCUUCAAGACCAAAUAGCAUUUAAAGAAAAAGUUUGAAUUUUAUUUUUAAUUCUGUAUUUUACUGAUAAAUGGACUCACUUUUUAAGUCAACAUUACACUUUUACACUGACAGCGGCAAUUGCAGGGGAGACACAGGGUUCCACGGAACCCAUUACGAUUUUUUUUAUUAAAACUGCUUAGAUGAGUGCUAGGUAUUGGGUGAACAAUGGUAGGGAUGAUUUGGGUAUAAAACAACGAAGUCCAUAUACUAGUAAUGAUUUGAAUCUGUAAAAAAAUAAUAUUAAUAUGUUUAUUAGCUAACAUUCUUUAUGGCAGAUUAUUAAAGUAUAGUUCAUAAAUUAAAAUAAGGCAGGAUAAUAUACAUGGAAAAAGCAAUUUAUUUUUACCAGAGUACACUAUUUUUGUGUAAAUGAUGCAUUAAUAAUUGUUUGUUGCAUACUGUGUGUUUAUUGAGAAAAAAAAAUUGAAAUUACUUAUAACGUUCUUUUUCCUUUUAUAUUUCUACAAAAUAUUAAAAACAGGGAUUUGUAAUCUUUUGUACCACGUGUAUACCCUGUUGCUUGAUCCUUAGCUUGAGUAGAACUUGAAAAAUGGAAAGACUUUUUACUUACCAGUAGGUAUGAUUUUGAAUUAUUGGUUUAUUCUUUUUAUGGGUUCUAGAAAUUUUUUUUUUUUCAUUGAAGAUGACAUUUUUACUUUUUUUCUUGUACAUCAUAAUUUUGUUCAUAAUACCAUUUAUUGUUAAAAAGGUUGUUAAUUGUUUAAAUGAUCCCUGUUACAUAUCUCUAUUUAUUUGUAAUAAAACACAAUUGUUGAUCAAAAUAAAGUAAUUCGUGUACUGAU
This is a messenger RNA of Mytilus californianus (California mussel), 7934 nucleotides long. RefSeq names its product rap guanine nucleotide exchange factor 4-like. Gene Ontology annotation, biological process: positive regulation of GTPase activity; Ras protein signal transduction. Lineage: Eukaryota; Metazoa; Mollusca; Bivalvia; Mytilida; Mytilidae. The transcript is spliced from 30 exons. The coding region runs from base 187 to 3246 and encodes 1019 amino acids. Gene Ontology annotation, cellular component: plasma membrane. The record is from RefSeq and is a predicted model, not a curated record. Gene Ontology annotation, molecular function: guanyl-nucleotide exchange factor activity.